Blepharisma stoltei is the source of this 453-nucleotide messenger RNA. The record is from the annotation of a GenBank genome assembly. NCBI's taxonomy places the organism in Eukaryota, Ciliophora, Heterotrichea, Heterotrichida, Blepharismidae.
AUGCAAGAUUUUUAUCGUUGGGUCAACCUAGCAUCCUCACUGAAAGGAAAUCACUCUAUUUUAGGCAAAGAAAUAGAGUCUUUCCAAAACACUGCAAAUGAACUCGAUUUAUUUAUGCAAGAAUGAAGCUCAAAACUAGACAUCCUAUCAAAAUCAAACACAAUUUUAGAAAUGGACUUAGAAGCUCACGAAUCUCAUUUAAGAAGCUUUGCAAAAAUCCUUUAUCGAAAAAAGCGAUCAAUAAUAAAGAGAGCUGUAAGUGUAUGCACUGAGUGCAUAAAAGACUGCAUGAAAUCAGAUGAAGAAAUUUCAAAGCAAAAAAUUAAUCUGAUUUAUGACAUUCUAAAACAAAUUGCAGAAGAAAGAAGAACUCCUAAGACUCUGACAGAAAAAAUUAGAUUUUUAAAGCUCGAACGAGCUGCUGAAAAUGCUGUUAAAUUAAUCGUUAAUUAA